GCUGUCUGUUAAAUGAUGUGUAGCCAAAACCCCAAAAAUCAUCUUCGAACACUGUUCUCUUCUCUCCAUCAAGCUUGAAAGCCUUCAACUGGGGUUUUUGAAUUUUUUAAAUUAGUUUUCCAAUUAACAAGUUUUUUUUCCCCCCCAAUUUUCAUUCUAUUAACUUCAGUUUAAUAAUCUUCGUGGAGAAGAAGAACAAGAAGAAGAGGAAGGACUGGAGAGAUGGGUGCACAGAAAAAGGGCGCAACCGCUAGGGUAUCAGAGGACCCCGAGGAGCUCGCACGUCAUCCAUUGCAAGCCAUUCUUUUAGCCGAUAGCUUCACCACCAAGUUCCGUCCAAUCACCCUUGAACGCCCCAAGGUGUUAUUGCCAUUAGUGAAUAUCCCGAUGAUAGACUACACAUUAGCGUGGCUUGAAUCCGCGGGAGUGGAGGAGGUUUUUGUGUUCUGCUGUGCUCAUUCGAAGCAAGUCAUUGAUUAUUUGGAGAGUUCGGAUUGGCCUUCUCAGCCGAAUUUUUUGGUUACAACGAUCGAAUCUCACAAUUCCAUCAGCGCUGGUGAUGCUUUGCGUUUGAUUUACGAACGCCAUGUGAUACAUGGAGAUUUUGUUCUUAUUAGUGGAGAUACAGUGAGCAACAUGUCACUUACUCAGGCACUUCAAGAACAUAAGGAGAGAAGGAAAAAAGACGCCAAUGCAAUAAUGACCAUGGUUGUUAAACAGUCAAAGCCUUCUCCAAUCACUCAGCAGUCUCGACUUGGUACUGAUGAACUCUUUAUGGCUAUAAAUCCUGACACGAAACAGCUUUUAUGUUAUGAGGAUAAAGCAGAAUAUUCAAAAGGGUUUAUAUCUCUUGACAAAACACUGAUAGCUGAUAAUCCUUCUAUUGUUCUGCACAAUGAUAAGCAGGAUUGUUAUAUUGACAUAUGCUCUGAAGAAGUACUAAGUCUUUUUACAGACAAUUUUGACUAUCAACAUCUACGACGUCAUUUUGUAAAAGGAUUGCUCGUUGAUGAUAUUAUGGGUUACAAGAUUUUUACUCAUGAAAUUCACUCAAGUUAUGCGGCUAGGAUAGAUAACUUUCGAAGCUAUGAUACCAUUAGCAAGGACAUAAUUCAGAGGUGGACUUAUCCGUUUGUGCCAGAUAUACUCUGUGGAAAUUCUGCAAUAAAAGUUGAGAGGCAGGGAACUUACCGAGCAUCAGAAGUCACACUGUCACGUUCUGCACAAAUAGGUCCAUUCACUGUCAUUGGACAAGGCACCAAAAUAGGGAAUGACACAAAAAUCUUUCAUUCUGUUAUUGGAGAAGGGUGUACUAUCGGAUCAAAUGUUACAAUAGAAGGCUCCUAUAUAUGGAAUAAUGUUACCAUUGAAGAUGGCUGUGAAUUAAGGCAUGCAAUAGUAUGUGAUGGUGUGAUAAUGAAGUCAGGAGCAGUUUUGGAACCUGGUGUUGUUUUCUCUUUCAAGGUUGUAGUUGGACAACAGUUUGUUGUUCCUGCGUAUUCAAUGGUUUCUUUACUUCAACAGCCAACCCAGCAAGAUAGUGAUGAGGAAUUGGAAUAUGCUGACAGUAGUAGUGGAAAUGUAGAGCUUCCAUCAGCUAAAUUGAAUGGGGAUAUCACAUCUGAUUUAUCCGAGACACGACAUGGGCCCACAUCUGAGCUUGGUACUGGUGGAGUUGGUUAUAUUUGGUCAAUCUUUGAAGGAGGGCAUGAUGAGGAAUGGAGGCAUUCAGUUGCACCCAUUACCACAGAUAAACUGGCCAAGAUAAUGCUAGAUAAAGAUGAGGAUGAGGAAUUGUUAACUCAAGAUGGCAAUGUUCUCUCACCUUCAGGAGAGCUGAAAUCUGAUUCUGAUGGUAAUGAUUCCGAAGACGAUGAUAAUGAAGGCUCUAGAGAUGACUAUGUUUCCUUUGAGAAAGAGGUGGAAGCAACCUUUUUAAGGGCUGUUCAUGAAAAUGUCAAAGUAGACCAUGCAAUCUUAGAGGUGAAUGCACUUCGAUUGUCUUACAACAUGGCAUCUGUGGAUUGUGCUGGAGCAAUAUUUUACUCAAUGAUGAAAUUGGCAGUAGAAUCUCCACAUAGCUCUUCUAGUGAAUUACAUAGAAACGCUGCAGAUGUAAUCACGACAUGGCAAAAACUUUUGAAGUCUUUCCUGCAUGAUAUAGAUGAGGAGAUUGAGGUUAUCUUGAAAUUUGAAGAAAUAUGCCUGGAAUCUGCCAAGGAGUUCUCCCCAUUGUUUGCACAGAUUUUGCAUCUUCUAUAUGAUAAAGACAUUCUAGAAGAAGAUGCUAUUUUAAGGUGGGCUGACGAGAAGGAAGGGGCAGAUGAAUCAGAUAAAGUUUUUGUUCAGCAUGCAGAAAAGUUUCUUCAGUGGUUGAGAGAGGCAGAAGAAGAAGAAGACUGAGAUGGAUCAUGAGUGGCUGCUUUUCUCAAGGAAUUCUUGCAUGGCUAACCCUUGGUGCAUUUUUCCAAUUUUGUUUUCAUGUGGCUAAUAGAAUAAAUCUUCCAAUUAGCCAUCAUGUAUGUUGUAUUGAAACAGUGCAAGCUGUCCAUAUAUGCAUAUUAACUUAUCCUGAUGAUUUUAUAAUUCUUUUUUUUUUAACUUGCUUAAUAAUCUUUUUUUGUCAGA
Theobroma umbraticum is the source of this 2628-nucleotide messenger RNA. RefSeq lists its product as uncharacterized. Gene Ontology annotation, biological process: biosynthetic process. Lineage: Eukaryota; Viridiplantae; Streptophyta; Magnoliopsida; Malvales; Malvaceae. Gene Ontology annotation, molecular function: translation initiation factor binding; guanyl-nucleotide exchange factor activity; translation initiation factor activity. Gene Ontology annotation, cellular component: eukaryotic translation initiation factor 2B complex. The record is from RefSeq and is a predicted model, not a curated record.